This is a messenger RNA of Lucilia cuprina (Australian sheep blowfly), 1890 nucleotides long. RefSeq names its product cyclin-dependent kinase 7 (gene Cdk7). The record is from RefSeq and is a predicted model, not a curated record. Lineage: Eukaryota; Metazoa; Arthropoda; Insecta; Diptera; Calliphoridae. Gene Ontology annotation, biological process: positive regulation of transcription by RNA polymerase II; protein phosphorylation. The transcript is spliced from 2 exons. Gene Ontology annotation, molecular function: ATP binding; RNA polymerase II CTD heptapeptide repeat kinase activity; cyclin-dependent protein serine/threonine kinase activity. Gene Ontology annotation, cellular component: transcription factor TFIIH holo complex; nucleus; cytoplasm. The coding region runs from base 195 to 1211 and encodes 338 amino acids.
GAUUUUAGAAAAAUAACCAUCCGACAGCCCUGUUUACCAUUGCUUCUCAUUGAAAUUGCAAUCUGGUAUCUCCAAAAAUAAACAAUGCUAAAAAACAGAUGUUCACAUUUUGCAAAACACACGCAAAAAAAGCCGCAAAAAUAGUUUUUAAUUCAUUGCAAAAAGAGAUUAAUUAAAUAAAAAAUAUAUAAAAAAUGGAUAAUAAAUUAACACGCUACGAAAAAAUUGCCUUCCUGGGUGAAGGUCAGUUUGCCACAGUAUACAAGGCUCGUGAUGUUUUAAGUGACCAAAUAGUGGCGGUAAAGAAAAUCAAAAUUGGUAGUAGAGAAGAAGCCCAGGAUGGUAUAAAUCGUACUGCUUUAAGAGAAAUUAAACUACUGCAUGAACUACAGCAUGAGAAUAUCAUUGGUCUGGUAGAUGUGUUUGGCCACAAAUCGAAUGUAUCUUUAGUGUUUGAUUUCAUGGAUACAGAUUUGGAAAUUAUCAUUAAAGAUCCCAAAAUUAUUUUAACCCAGGCAGAUAUUAAAGCUUACAUGAUAAUGACCCUACGGGGCUUGGAAUAUUUACACAUGAAUUGGAUUUUACACCGUGAUUUGAAACCUAACAAUUUGCUAGUGAAUAGUGAUGGCAUUUUGAAAAUUGGUGAUUUUGGUUUGGCGAAAUUUUUCGGUUCUCCCUCACGUAUUUAUACACAUCAGGUGGUAACACGCUGGUAUCGUGCUCCCGAGUUAUUAUUUGGAGCCCGUCAGUACGGCACUGGUAUUGAUAUAUGGGCUGUUGGUUGUAUAUUGGCUGAACUAUUGUUGCGCGUUCCUUUCUUAGCCGGCGAUUCGGAUUUAAAUCAACUCACCAAAAUAUUUCAAGCCUUGGGCACUCCCUCCGAUGACACCUGGCCAAAUUUGUCUAAACUUCCCGAUUAUAUGCAGUUUGUGCAUUUUCCUGGCGCACCACUCGCUAGUUAUUUUACUGCCGCACCUGAUGAUUUAAUUGAUUUGGCCGAGAGAUUAUUGGCUUUGAAUCCUGCUAAACGUUGUACCUGUACCGAGGCCUUAAAUAUGAAAUAUUUCUCCAAUAAACCAGCUCCCUCACUGGGUCAUAAACUGCCAUUGCCUUCAUCGAAACAGCAAAAUGUCGAUGAGAAACCAAAUUUGAAGCGUAAACUUUUGGAAGCUAUGGAAGGUGUUGGUAAUCCAAAAAAACUGAUAUUUUAAUGUAAGUCUUUGAUUGGCCACAAGAAUUUAGUUGUAGUUUAUUUAUGUAGACUGGUCAAUAUUUAAUCCAAAUUUCAAUACAUUUGGUAGAAAUUUAUGAAAAUUAUAUAUAAACUAAAUCCUAUUUUUGGUUCUUAAAACUUUUUUACACAAUACAAAUUUAAAUUUGACCAGUAUUCAUUAACUCUUAAUUUACAAGAAAUCGCUUAAGUAUAUAAUACUAAAUAUUUUAGUCUAAAACAUAAAAUCGAAAUUUUAAGGCAUAUCAGAGAACUAUAUUCGUUACUUGCUAUGUUCUAGUUUUAUUGAAAAUGUUUCAUACAUAUAAGACUUUGAUAAGUUCACGUAAGUUCUUUUCUUCUAAACUAUAGUUUUAAAAAAUUUCCAUUUUUAUAUUCCAUUAAAAUAUUUGUUUUAUUUCGAGCUUGAUCGAUCUUUCAGAAAAAUGUUUUUAAAAUUUUUAAGAAUUAUUCGUUUUUCUUAAACUUUAUCCCCCGUAUUCAUAAAGAUAUUAGUCGCUUAUUUUAGAUUUAUUACUCACAUCUUCAUACAAAAUUCCUACAAUAAACCAUCAAUAAAUUUAUUAAGCAGUUAUGAAUAUGGGUUUAAAAUAGUAAUAUCUAAGGCUAAUUUUUAAUUUGAUACUAAACAUCUUCACUAUGACUAGUUAAAUAUAUAC